AUGGGGAAAUGCAGGAGCACCCUCCGAGAGCGCCUCGCACGCGCCAUCGCCAGACCACCGCGCAUCCCGGUAAGCAAGCGACCGUUCGAGGCGACGGCCCGCCCGUCGCAACCGAAGCAGCCGAACGACCAGGCGACCGACCAACCACCCGCCUCCGGCCAGGGAGCGCCCGCUCCGACGCCGCAAGCAACCCGACGGCCGCCGACCAUCCGCCAACGGACCGUCCGCUCACGGCAGGAACGGCUGUACGAUCCAGCUCCGGACAACGUGGCCACCGCUCGCCAAGCCACGCUACUGGCAACAUUCGGCUCGACGCUCUCGGACCUCGACGACGACGACGACAACGAGGUAACCGCAGAGCACGUGACACCCGCACCAGCACCCAUGCCGGACAUCGCGUCCCUAACAAUCACGGAGCCCAGCACGGCCCCGCCAGAGGACAUCUCGUCAGCGCCACCGUCACCAUCGGUGCUGCCGACACCGCCGCCAACACCGCUGCCGACGCCGCCAGCUCCGCUGCCAGCACCGGGGUACUUCACCGGGCCCCCACCACCAACAACCGCCCCGACGGCAUCACCGCUACCCGGACCGCUGAUCCCGCUGGCUGCCAUCAUCCCGGAGGGACCCUUCCCCGAGGACGCCCUCCGUACCGUGCCGUGGGACCGCAUCCGUCCGGGACAACGAUACCGUCACCACGGGCAUAAAAUCAUUGUUCGGCGCCGUCGCGACGGGUCAUGGCUAGUGAAAUAA
Monomorium pharaonis (pharaoh ant) is the source of this 750-nucleotide messenger RNA. Its product is annotated as inverted formin-2-like. The record is from RefSeq and is a predicted model, not a curated record. Bases 1 to 750 code for a protein of 249 amino acids. The transcript has a single exon. Lineage: Eukaryota; Metazoa; Arthropoda; Insecta; Hymenoptera; Formicidae.